GGGCAGCCUCCCCGACCGACCCCACCUCGAGCUCGAUCGAGCUCGAGUCUCGAGAAGGGAAAAAAGAGAGGACGAAGCGCCCAACACAUCAUCACCAAACUCAAUCGUCGCACCACGCGCCGAGUCCAAUUCCCCCCAAAUCCAAACGAAGCUCUGCGCCGCGCUGCCCUGCCCUGCGCUUUGAUUGCCCCAAAGCCAAACCCUCGCUUCCCGCCGCCGCCGUCCCGGUCAUGGAAGAAAACCACGACCAGGACACCGACCCCCCGCCGGCCGCCGGGGGGUGGUGCCGGUGCUGCUCCGCGCCGUCUGGGGCGGCGGUGUGGCGGCGGUCCGUGAAGCGGAAGCUGGACGCGGAGAAGGGGGUAGAGGGAGAGGAGGGGGCAGCGGGGGGUCUGGCGCGGGUGGAGGCGGAGGAGGAGUGCGCGGCGCUGCGCGAGGCGGUGGCGGCGGCACAGGACGUGGCGGCGUUGCUGCGGGCUGACGUGGAAGAGGAGCGCCUCGCCGCGGCCAGCGCCGCCAGCGAGGCCAUGGCCAUGAUGCUCCGCCUGCAGCGCGAGAAGGCCGAGGUCCAGAUGGAGCUCCGCCAGUUCCGCCGCUUCGCCGACGAGAAGAUGGCGCUCGAUGCCGGCGAGAUCGAGCACCUCCGCGCGCUCCUCGCCGGGCGCGCGCGGUGCCUCGUGCGGCUCCGCGCCAGGCUCCGCGAGUACCGGCUCCAGUGCCUCCACCUCGGCAUCCCGCUCCCCGAGGGCGAAGACCUCGUCGCUCAAAACGGCGAGGAGGAAGAGGACUUAUUCCUGCUCGAGGGCGAGGACGGCAACGAGGGCUACUACCCCGAGCUCCGCUGCCACGAUGGGGAGUACUACUACGAGGAUGUGCAGGAGGAGGAUGCAGUGGUCGUCGAUCUGGAGCGCCGGAUCUGCCACCUCGAACACGAUCAGGAAACGCACCUGCUUGAGCAGCCUCUGGAAGAGGAGGAUGUCGCCCACCUUUACACAGAUGAGGUGUUGCCAGAGUCAUCCGGGCCGGGACGGGGCGGCCAUUAUGCCAACGGGAUGUUACCCAAGGUGGCUAUGGAAGAAAGGAGCAACCUCUAUGAUGAUGAUGAGGAGCUGCCAGAGUCUCCGGCUGCUGGAUGUGUUGGUGAGGAGGAAGCAAGUGAGACUGAUGGUGUUGGCAGUGCAAGUGGCAGCGGGAGCGAUAGGGUAUACAUGAUUGACAAGGUGCAUCAAGGUGUGUCUGCACCUAUAGCCAGGGUCCCAGAGAAGUACCAGGAUGAGGCGGUGGAGCCAGACAUUAAGAAGCUUUACAUGAGGCUGGAGGCACUGGAGGCUGACCGGGAGUCGAUGCGGCAGGCCCUUGUGGCAAUGCGCACUGAGAAGGUGCAGCUUGGGCUUCUUCGCGAGAUUGCACAACAGCUUGCCAAGGAUGCGGCUCCAUCUGGGGUGGUGCCAGGACUACACCAUUCACCUGGAAAACACAUUGUGGGGGUUGUAGAAAGGAGGUUCACCGAGGACAAGAAGGUGGCACUCAUCAAGACAUUCUCCAUGGUUGCAUUGUUCAAGUGGUUCCUGACUUUAUUUGGCAAGAAAAAGAAGCCAUUGCAAAGCAGGUAUACAUUUGGCUUAUCAAGUAACAAUGUUGGUUUGCUCUUACUCUUGGAUAAGUGCCCACGAAUUCAGAAAACUCUCAGAAGAACAACGUAAAACCUGCUGGAAGAAGCAGCUGCUGUUCGAUGUAAAUAAAUAGCUGCCAGUUGGGAAGUUGGCAUCGCGUCACAUUCUUUAGUGAAGGUUGGGUGGAUCCGAUGUUGCUUUGAUUCUUUAGUGGUUGAUUUUGCUUUUUUCCCCACAGGUGAUGAGGAUGGUUAUCCGUUGAUCUUGCAAUUGUUCAUGUCAUGGAAACGUUUUUGCUUAUUUCUCACCAGCAAAAGCUAUAUGCAUGUAUAGUGGGCUUGUAAUACACGAUGGUGGUUGGUUAUUUCACUUGCUUGCAGAUUGAUGAGUGAAUAUUGACCGUUUAGCUUAUGAACUUUUACUCGAAA
Messenger RNA from Phragmites australis (common reed), 2041 nucleotides. Its product is annotated as myosin-binding protein 7-like. NCBI's taxonomy places the organism in Eukaryota, Viridiplantae, Streptophyta, Magnoliopsida, Poales, Poaceae. The transcript is spliced from 3 exons. Bases 231 to 1703 code for a protein of 490 amino acids. The record is from RefSeq and is a predicted model, not a curated record.